AUGCCGCAUCCAAUUGUAUUUGUCGGCCCAUCAGGUAUUGGAAAGGGAACAAUCAUUGGAAAGCUAAGAGAACUCUAUCCAGGCAGAUUUGACUUCUCCGUUAGCCACACAACUCGUCAGCCAAGAGAAGGAGAAACCGAUGGCGUUCAAUACCACUUCGUAACUCGCGAAAAAUUCCAAGAAAUGGUUAAGAAUGGUGAGUUCCUUGAGCAUGCUGACAUCCACGGUAAUUGCUAUGGUACAUCAUUUGCUGCCAUUCAUCAAGUCGAAGCUACAGGCAAGAUUUGCAUCCUCGAUGUUAACAUUGAUGGUGCUAUGGCAGUCUACAAAUCUGAAAUGACACCGUUCAUUAUCCUUCUUAAGCCAACUUCAUUCGAAGCACUUGAAGCUCGUCUUCGUGGAAGAGGGACUGAAACUGAAGAGCAAAUUCAGAGACGUCUUCAAACUACUAGAAGAGAGCUUCAGUUAUAUGAAGAAAACAAAGAUAUGUUUGAUUUGGCUAUCAUCAACGAUAAACUCGAAGAUACACUUAACAAAAUCAUCGAAGAACUCCUCAAAAGAUACACACUUUAA
Trichomonas vaginalis G3 is the source of this 573-nucleotide messenger RNA. RefSeq names its product guanylate kinase protein. Gene Ontology annotation, molecular function: GMP kinase activity. The transcript has a single exon. Gene Ontology annotation, cellular component: cytosol. The record is from RefSeq and is a predicted model, not a curated record. NCBI's taxonomy places the organism in Eukaryota, Parabasalia, Trichomonadida, Trichomonadidae. Gene Ontology annotation, biological process: purine nucleotide metabolic process. Bases 1 to 573 code for a protein of 190 amino acids.